AAACUAGAUGAUGAAAACAAAUGAAAUGAUUUAAGUUGAAAAUAUAUAAGUUAAAAAAGGAACUGUAAUAGGUAAAGGGACUUAUGGAGUUGUAUAUUAAGCAUAAAGUAAAGAUGGCAAUCUUGUUGCUCUAAAAAUGUAAAUGCUCAUAACUGAACAUGAAAUGGAGGUAUUAAAAAGUCUUUAAGGAAAAAAUUUUGAAAACUUAAUUUAAAUUUUUGCUUUUGAAGAAUAAGGAAAUGGAAUUUACAUCAUAAUGGAACUUGGAAAAAACAUUGAUUUAAACAGCCUUCCUGAUAAAAGAAUGGCUUGUUUGCAAGUAAAAAACUUUUUUAUAUUUUAGAUGGCUUAAGGUGUUUCUGAAUUACAUAAAUUAAAUUUUUUCCAUCGAGAUUUGAAACCAUCGAAUUAUGUUAUUGGCAAAGAUAAUAAAAUAAAAUUGAUAGAUUUUGGUCUAGCAAAAACGAUUGCAAAUGAAGCUCAAACCAAAGGAAGAGGAACUAGAUUAUAUAUAGCACCAGAAGUAUAUAUCACCUAAGAUUAUGAUGAAUCUGUUGAUAUAUGGUCUUUAGGUCUUAUCUUUUAUGAAAUUUUUACAAAUAGUAAAUUUUUUGAAACAAGUUAUGACUAUGAGUUAAUGAAACAAAAAAUCGAAAUAACAUAAUUUUAAAUAAAUUAAAAAUUAGAAAAAUAAGAAAAAAAGAAAAUUAUAAAUAAAUAGUAAAAAGAAUUAUUAUAAAAAAUGAUCAUUCAAAGAUUAGAUAAUGAAGGAAAAAUAGUUAAGUCUAUAACAAGACCGAGCAUUGAUGAAGUGAUUAAUAUGAUAAAGAAAUUUAAUGAUUUAGGAUAAACUUAAUAACAAGUUUAAGUUUAAUAGCAAAAGUGA
This is a messenger RNA of Paramecium sonneborni, 886 nucleotides long. Lineage: Eukaryota; Ciliophora; Oligohymenophorea; Peniculida; Parameciidae. The record is from the annotation of a GenBank genome assembly.